AUGAUUUCCCUUCACACAGGACAUUCUGGUGUUAAUCAACUUGGAGGGAUGUUUGUAAAUGGCCGCCCACUGCCCGACAGCACCCGCCAACGCAUUAUCGAACUGGCACACUCCGGCGCACGUCCUUGUGAUAUAUCCCGAAUCCUUCAAGUUUCUAAUGGGUGCGUAUCGAAAAUAUUGUGUCGCUACUACGAAACAGGCUCAAUUAGACCAAAGGCUAUCGGAGGCAGCAAACCUCGAGUAGCCACAAACAUGGUUGUCCUCAAGAUUGCGCACUACAAACGAGAAUGUCCAUCAAUUUUUGCCUGGGAAAUAAGAGACCGACUGUUGCAAGAAGGUGUUUGCACACCGGAGAACAUUCCAAGUGUGUCCUCCAUCAACCGGGUAUUACGUAAUGUAUGCAGUGAUCAGUCCCACCUGAGUCCAAUAUUAAAUCGGUCAUUAGAAGGGCAAAGUGGUUUGCUCCGCUCUAAUCUUGGUCAGAGUCCUAAUGUAAAACCAAGCCCGAAUUCACGGACUGCAGUUCCCAGCUGUGCACCACAGAACGGACAAUCAGGGCAUUUGCAACAUCAACAACCUUAUCUUCACCAGCAUCAGUCCCCACCGUCUGUCACUGAUCCAUUUGGUCUGUUUCAACAACGUCACCUACUCCAUCCAGAGUCAACCCCACUCGACCUUCAACAAGCUGAACUACAUCCUCAGCGUGAUGCGGUAAAUAUGAAUGCUAGUCAGCAACUCUAUCCAUUACCCCUGACAGCUCACUAUGGAACCGCAACACCCAACACCAAAACCGGUCGACUUUCGAACAACUUCUCUCACUCACAUUCCGCAGCGUUCGCUGCCGCGGCAGCCAUGGCAGCGGCCGCCCAACAUUCGUCACACUACCAACCACAGCUAGCUAAUUCACGUUUGGUUCAGGAUACCAGCCUCAUGUCCAUUAGUCAGUCUGCGGUAAACAGCCAUAUGCUUGAAAGCUCCAGCUCACAAAAUGGUGGUACUUACGAUACCUUCUCCAAUCUCCUUCAUCCGGCUGCCUGGUCAUCCUGGUACCAUCACCAUUCGACUAGUCAAAAUGCAUCACAUUAUGGUGUGGGCUAUCCAACAUUCCACUCACCUGAUCUGCUAGAUGCACCCACCACAGGCAAACUUUUCCCCUAUCCAGAUUGCGUCGCAUCCGCUGGAUUCCCCAUUUCUAUGCGACAGGCAACCAACACUCAUACGAAAGAGGAUGCUUCGUUCUCAGAAAGAUUCAACCUCGACUCGCAUACACUGGAUGUGGCGAACAAUAAUCGGUAUAAGCGUACAAGACAAACCAGUGUUUCCGACAAACAAACCUACGCCAGUGAGGUGUCAGAAAAACUACAUCCGCAAGAUCAAGGGACGUUUACGAAAGUGACAAAUGAUUCGGAGCAUCAAUUCAUUCAAUCCAAAUCGAUUGGUCAUUUACUACCGUCUACCCUCGCGCCGAUGGAGGUAAGCACAGAUUCGACAAGAAAACUGAAAGAACUGGUGGCAUCUCUAACUGAGGACAGUGUUUUUAAACGUGUCAAGACGGAUGCAAAGCGGAAUUCAACUUCAGAUCUAGCUCAGGUUCUAAAGUCAACGACGUUCCCUAACUACGCCGCUAGUACACAGAAGGCAGAAGCGACCUCGCUCAUUGACUCUCGGCUUGCAAAUCCACCGGGAACUCUCUGGUCCCCGAACAAUGAUAAUUCCGGUGGGAUCAAAAGCCCAGGGAGUAUCCCUCUUGAACUGCAGCAAGGAAGGAACAAGUCUAAGGGCAAAGCACCAUACACUUCGUAUAUACUGGAUGACGUGGACGAUAUGUUGCAAGCUAAUCUAUACGGCAGACAUUCCAGUGGUGAGCACGAGCCUGGGUCCUCGCAUGCACAUCCGAGCCAACCGUUAUUUCAGACGGAUAGGCUCUCUGAGGCCGAAUGCGACCUAAAUGCGACAGAUCAGACUGAAAUAGCUCAAAACGUGAAGAUGAGUGAUGCCUCACCAAACGCUGCAAAAAAAGAAACCAGUGAUACGAAUAGUGAAUCUGAAGAGACUAGGAAAUCGCAACGCAGCAGGACUGCAUUCACCUCAGAACAACUGGAUCUAUUGGAAAGAGAAUUCGAACGUACCCACUAUCCGGAUGUGAGUGUUCGGGAACAACUGGCAGAGUCGAUGCUUCUUCCAGAAGCCCGAAUCCAAGUAUGGUUUUCUAACAGGAGGGCGAAAUGGCGAAGAGAAGGAAAAGAGAGACUCCACAGCUGCACGCCACCCAGUUCCGUCAAACCGUCAGCCUCAGACAAUUCACCGAAAUCCAACGUCAUUUCCACCCAUCCUGACCAGUCAGACGCACCAAUUCAUUGUCCUUCCGUCUCAGAAAACCACAAAACUACGCCAAAUGCGGACGCAAAGUAUUCCAAUGACACCCACCUUACGGAAGCUUAUGCCAAUCAUAGAGGGACUGUGCGGUUGACUUCACAACCAACAGCGUACGACACGGAUGCCGAGGGUUUUCGUUAUUCUAGGCCAAAGUACGAUGAAAACGAAGGCGGACAAAUGGGUGCUAAGCACGUGUUGGAAACUCGUUAUCCUGAGAUGACACACAACAACUUGUUUGACGCCCACGUGCUACGACCAGAUGAUCCGGCACUAUUUGAAGGACAUUUUCUGAACUCCCUGGAGAAAAACCCUCCACCUAUGUCAUAUCAGCGCUCUUGUCAACCGACUGACCAAUCUACGGUGUGGCUUAAUUCAACUGACUCCUUACCGUUCUACGGAGUAGAGCCUUCGCAACCCGUGACUUGGCCACCGUCUGGUUGCCCCCAACCUAGCACAUUAUCAACAGAUUCAGGGAUCGCCUCACCACCAAUGAUCGCGUCACAACCCGACCAAUCAAACAGUUUCUCCACCGUAGCAGCAGCAGCUGCGGUGGCGGCCGUUGCAGCCUGGGGAGGAGGAUGCGGAAACCCAUCACGGACAAGCGACUAUCAAGUACACCCUUUCCAAACCAACGUCACAUGUUCAGAACCAACUGAGAUGUCUGCCCCCAGGAGUAUCACGCAUUCGGUGGGCAAGAAGUUCGAUUUGGGUAACCUCAUAUCACAACAUUCUGUCUCAGACUCAAUAGAAAGCCCUACCUUCUGCGAGCUACCACGAUUUCUUCGUUGA
Opisthorchis viverrini is the source of this 3165-nucleotide messenger RNA. RefSeq lists its product as hypothetical. NCBI's taxonomy places the organism in Eukaryota, Metazoa, Platyhelminthes, Trematoda, Opisthorchiida, Opisthorchiidae. Gene Ontology annotation, biological process: regulation of transcription by RNA polymerase II; anatomical structure development. Bases 1 to 3165 code for a protein of 1054 amino acids. The record is from RefSeq and is a predicted model, not a curated record. Gene Ontology annotation, molecular function: RNA polymerase II cis-regulatory region sequence-specific DNA binding; DNA-binding transcription factor activity, RNA polymerase II-specific. The transcript is spliced from 5 exons.